Molecule: messenger RNA, 1190 nt
Organism: Ascoidea rubescens DSM 1968
Lineage: Eukaryota; Fungi; Ascomycota; Saccharomycetes; Ascoideales; Ascoideaceae
Exons: 1
Coding region: 130-780 (216 amino acids)
Source: RefSeq, a predicted model, not a curated record
AAUGGAGCCAAAUGUUUCAACAAACUAAAUUUAAAAUACCAAUUCGAUUAAAAAAAACCACGAAUCAGGCAAAUCCUGUUAUCGCAAAAGAUUUCAAAAUUCCAUUUUUCAAUCUUUAAUACAUCAUUAAUGGACUGGAUUCAAAGAAACAUCUUCCCAAAAAAUGCCCUUAAUAAAUUACUAAAUGAACUUUCAUUUUCAAUUUUUCUUUUAUUCUUUUAUACGGUGCUAUUAGAGACAUCAAGUUUACUUAUUGAUUUUCCAUUUAAAAAAUUUGUAAACUUUAAAUUUGAGAUCGCUGAUUCAUGUGGGUUUUAUUCAAAUUUAGAAAAAUCUGAAAUUAUUCUAUUUUUCCCAGAUAUGAAUCAUUAUGAAUUCAAAUUUGAUGGUUCUUCUACCCCUCCGUUCCAACUUUUAAACAAAGAAUUUGAAAACAUUCGACAAUUAUUUGCUGGUUUAGAUUCUCACGAGCAUUUUAGGUAUAACUUUACACUAGCCGUUAAAAAUGCAAUUUAUAUUACUGAUUGUAUCGGUGCUAAUUAUCACACAUUAAACAAAGAUGUUGGUAUUGUGGAAUCAGCUUUGGAUGGUUUUGGCUGGAUGAAACUUUUUACGCAAUUGGAUGCCGUCGAAUUGUUGAAAGAACCAGGAGUAAUUGAUAUUAAAAGAAUGAGAGAGCUUCUUGAUCUUCACGCUGAGCUGGAGAAGUGGGUGUUUUGUCACCACUUUUUCUCAACUCGACUCAAUUAUAUCAAUGGGGUUGAUGAUGCUAACUCCUAGGGGAAAGUUCAAAUUAACUCAAAUUCAAACCUCUGAUUGUUUUUCUAAUUUUUCUUUUAUUUAAUGUUUUAUCAUCAAACCCGUUAUAAGACCGAAUUAAUUUUAUAUCUAAAAUCAUGUCAUAUAUUAUAAGGUGAAGUGGAACAAUAUUCUUCUCAAACAGAUGUAUGCUUGUUCUUUUUCUUACUUUUGUCUUUGGCGUUCAACAGGCUUUGAUGAAGAUAGCGAAAAUCGUCAAUGCUAUCUUCUUUAAAAUUUUCUUUAAAAUUCAUGUUACCAUGGUCUUCAGCGUGUUUUUUCGGUAGCCAAAAGCAAAUUAUUCAAAUUAUUGUUGGGAAAUUCUUCUUCGUUAUCGCUUUGCUCUUCAAUGAUAGAACCUUUGCUAACUUGUUUAUCAUUCUUGGAUAAAG